CCCAAAGACAAAGUCUGGAGCUGUUACUCAAAGGAUUGGAAGCCAUUUAAUUCCCACUGCAACUUCCCUAACAUUGACACUGCAUCUUGGAGAGAGAGUGAGAAGAAGUGCUCCAGCAUGGGUGCUCAUCUGAUGGUGAUCCACAGCCAGGAAGAGCAGGAUUUCAUCACCAAGAUCCUGGAUCCUAAAGCUGCUUAUUAUAUUGGGCUUUCAGAUUCAGGUCACCGACAGUGGCGAUGGGUUGAUCAGACACCAUACAAUGAAAGUGCCACGUUCUGGCACUCAGGUGACCGCAACAGUGAAGAUGAACAAUGUGUUAUAACAAAUCAUCCAUAUUCUAGUUGGGACUGGAAUGCUAUCCAUUGCAAUGAUAAACAGAAGUCAGUUUGGCAGAUGAAGAAAAUAUACUUAUGA
Molecule: messenger RNA, 414 nt
Organism: Peromyscus californicus insignis
Lineage: Eukaryota; Metazoa; Chordata; Mammalia; Rodentia; Cricetidae
Product: C-type lectin domain family 4 member A-like
Exons: 3
Biological process (GO): antifungal innate immune response
Cellular component (GO): external side of plasma membrane
Molecular function (GO): carbohydrate binding
Source: RefSeq, a predicted model, not a curated record